CAUUGUUAUGAAGACAAUAUGGAGACUUGUUGUUGAUGUCAAAAAUAAAAAAAAAAAUUCAUGUCAAUAGAACACCAGAGGAGAAAUAAAUUUUGUUUUGAUAUUUUCUGUGAAAAAGCAAUCUCAAGCAACCAUUCGACUGCAAGCACACGCACCAUGAAUAAACUCAAAUCCGGUCAACGUGACAAAGUACGAAAAUUUAUAGCAUUAACGCAAACAGGCGAACAAACCGCAAUAUCAUGCUUAUCUCGAAACGAAUGGAAACUGGAAUUGGCAUCGGACAAUUAUUUUCAGCAGCCCGAACUCUACUAUCGCGAAUUAGAUCGUAAAAAAAUCGAAACCCUAUUCAACAGAUACCGUGACCCAUCAGAUCCGAACAAGAUAAAUUCCGAUGGAGUGGUCAAAUUUCUGGAAGAUCUUGGACUGAGUCCAGAUUCAAAGCUGGUGUUGAUAAUUGCAUGGAAAUUGCGGGCCGAAACACAGUGCGAAUUCAGCAAAGAUGAAUUUGUGAAUGGCUUCUCCGACCUGGGUGUAGAUAGUUUAGAUAAAUUAAAUGGCAAAUUACCGGCACUAGAAAAUGAAUUGAACGAUCCGUUGAAAUUCAAAGACUUUUAUCAGUUCACAUUCAAUUAUGCAAAAGAGCAACAGCAGAAAGGGCUAGACUUGGAUAUGGCGAUCGCUUAUUGGAAUAUUGUGAUGCAAGGCAGAUUCAAAUUCUUGGAUUUGUGGUGCAAAUUUUUAACGGAAAAUCACAAACGAUCGAUACCCAAAGAUACGUGGAAUUUACUCUUAGAUUUUGCCACACACAUUGAUGACAAUUUCUCAAAUUAUGAUGCCGAAGGAGCUUGGCCAGUGCUGAUUGACGAUUUUGUUGAAUGGUGUCAAACGAAUUACUUUCAACAGCCGAAAAUCUCAACAAGCAAUACCUACCAUUCACACAUGUAUUAUGGUUAGUGCACUCAGACCGCUCGCACACACCCACACACACAUAUUGUACUAGUGAAUUUCGCUUUGUUUUUCAAUUAAUUAAUUUUCUCUCUUUAUUUUCAUUCGAUUUGCAGAAAUCGAUUUUGUUUUCGUUUUUUUUUUUUUUGAAAUAUAGAUAUGAUGAUGAUGAACUAAUCUUCUUAUUUUUUUGUCUCUAGAAAUUCUUUCCAGUUAUUGUUUUUGUACUUUUUGAAGUAAUUAAUUGAAUAAAGCAAAAAGGUCAUGAACCACUUUUCAGAGAAAAAACAUUAUUUAUAUUUGCUAACAAAAGAAAAAGUUUAAAAAAAAAAUGGAACAACAAAAACAACAAAAAAAAAACAAAUUCUUAGAAAAUUAGUCGUCGGCGAAACAGAUUGUAUAAAAAUUGUGAAUUCUUUUUAACAUAUUUUGUGGAAGGAAUCGUAACUUCCGAUCAAUUUAUAAAUGUAAAAUGUUGCAAUUUAGACGUUUAAAACUAAAUAAUUAAUUCGAUCCAAGUGAAAUGAAAAUUUUAUUAAAAGAAAA
This is a messenger RNA of Bradysia coprophila, 1491 nucleotides long. RefSeq names its product defective in cullin neddylation 1 domain containing SCCRO (gene SCCRO). Gene Ontology annotation, molecular function: cullin family protein binding; ubiquitin conjugating enzyme binding; ubiquitin-like protein binding. The record is from RefSeq and is a predicted model, not a curated record. NCBI's taxonomy places the organism in Eukaryota, Metazoa, Arthropoda, Insecta, Diptera, Sciaridae. Gene Ontology annotation, biological process: protein neddylation. Gene Ontology annotation, cellular component: ubiquitin ligase complex.